This is a messenger RNA of Cavia porcellus (domestic guinea pig), 5409 nucleotides long. It is a transcript of the gene Cilk1, whose product is annotated as ciliogenesis associated kinase 1. Bases 87 to 2045 code for a protein of 652 amino acids. The record is from RefSeq and is a predicted model, not a curated record. Gene Ontology annotation, biological process: cilium assembly; protein phosphorylation; intraciliary transport. Gene Ontology annotation, molecular function: protein serine/threonine kinase activity; ATP binding. The transcript is spliced from 14 exons. Gene Ontology annotation, cellular component: nucleus; cytoplasm; cilium. NCBI's taxonomy places the organism in Eukaryota, Metazoa, Chordata, Mammalia, Rodentia, Caviidae.
CGAAAAAUCUGGUUACACUCUGGGGAGGCCCAUAGGACGGAACUGCCUCAGCCCUGAGAUGCACAUCUGGCCGGAGCAGGCCCACCAUGAAUAGAUACACAACGAUUAAGCAGCUUGGGGAUGGGACCUACGGUUCUGUCCUGCUCGGAAGAAGCAUUGAGUCUGGGGAACUGAUUGCCAUUAAAAAAAUGAAAAGGAAGUUUUAUUCCUGGGAGGAAUGCAUGAACCUUCGUGAGGUUAAGUCUUUAAAGAAGCUCAACCAUGCCAAUGUAGUAAAAUUAAAAGAAGUUAUCAGGGAAAAUGAUCAUCUUUAUUUUAUCUUUGAGUACAUGAAGGAAAAUCUUUACCAGCUCAUUAAAGAAAGAAAUAAGUUGUUUCCAGAGUCUGCUAUUCGGAAUAUUAUGUAUCAGAUAUUGCAAGGACUGGCGUUUAUUCACAAACACGGCUUCUUCCAUCGGGACCUGAAGCCCGAGAACCUCCUCUGCAUGGGACCAGAGCUGGUGAAAAUCGCAGACUUUGGGUUGGCCCGAGAAAUCCGAUCAAGGCCUCCCUACACAGACUACGUGUCUACCCGAUGGUACAGGGCUCCGGAAGUCCUCCUGCGGUCCACCAACUACAGCUCCCCCAUCGACGUCUGGGCGGUGGGCUGCAUCAUGGCGGAGGUGUACACCCUCAGACCACUCUUCCCUGGGGCCAGUGAAAUUGACACGAUAUUCAAAAUUUGCCAAGUGUUGGGGACACCAAAAAAGACGGACUGGCCGGAGGGCUACCAACUUUCAAGUGCGAUGAACUUCCGCUGGCCCCAGUGCAUUCCCAAUAAUUUAAAGACCCUGAUUCCAAAUGCUAGCAGCGAAGCCAUUCAGCUCCUGAGAGACAUGCUCCAGUGGGACCCUAAGAAACGGCCAACAGCUAGCCAGGCUCUUAGGUAUCCCUACUUCCAGAUUGGACACCUGCUGGGCAUCACCGCCCAGAAUCUGCAGGACUCAGGAAAGCCACAGAAGGAUGUCCCAGAAAAGACGGGCCCACCCCCACACAUCAAGCCGGUCCCUCCUGCCCAGCCCCCAGCCAAGCCACAUGCACGAAUUUCUUCCCGGCAGCAUCACGCCGGCCAGGCCCCUCAGCAUCUCCUGUACCCCUACAAAGCAGAGGCCUCCAGGACAGAUCACCCGAGCCAUGUUCAGGAGGACAAGCCAAGCCCACUGCUUCUCCCGUCCCUCCACAACAAGAACCCUCAGCCGGUUGUUCUUGAGGAUCAGAGAUUGCAGCACUGGCGAAGCUAUUUUGAAAACCACAAGAAAAUCCUAGCUGGCCUGGAGCACAAAAACGGUGAGAUCAAGCCAAAGAGCAGGAGAAGGUGGGGCCUUAUUUCCAGGUCCACUAAGGAUUCGGAUGACUGGACCGACCUGGAUGACUUGGACUUCAGUCCGUCCCUCAGCAGGAUCGACCUGAAAAGCAAGAAGCGACAGAGUGACGAUGCUCUCUGCAGAUUUGAGAGCAUUUUGGACCUGAAGCCCUCCGAACCUGUGGGUACCGGAAGUAGCGCCCCCACGCAGACCUCGUACCCGCGGCGAGACACGCCCACCCUGAGGUCCGCAGCCAAGCAGCAUUACCUGCAGCACUCGCGAUACCUGCCCGGAAUAAACAUAAGAAACGGCGUGCUCCCAAAUCCAGGGAAGGACUUUCUUCCAUCGAAUUCAUGGUCCAGUUCUGGCUUGUCUGGAAAGUCUUCUGGGACAGUAUCAGUAAUCAGCAAAAUAAAUUCAGCAGUUGGUUCCAGCUCUACAAGUUCUAGUGGACUGACUGGCAAUUACAUCCCUUCCUUUCUGAAAAAAGAAAUUGGUUCUGCUCUGCCGAGGGUACACUUGGCACCUAUUCCAGACCCUCCCCCUGGCUAUUCUUCCCUGAAGGCCGUGAGACCCCUUCCUGGGCGACCUUUCUUCCACACUCAGCCAAGAAGCACCCCUGGCUUGAAACCCCGGCCUCCAGCCGCCCAGCCAGUGCACGGCCGGACAGACUGGGCUUCCAAGUACCCGUCUCGGCGGUGACUAUCCCAGCAACAAGGGUCUUUCAUGGCGGACAGCAGGAUACUGUCCCUCGGCUGACUGGUGUUGACCUGCAAAAAACAUGUGGAUGAUGUAGAAGCAAACCAGAGCUUUAUGGUUAUUCUCCUGGGCUGAGACAUUUCAAUAUUCUUUUUUAAGGUUUUUUUAAAUAUUGAUUUGAAUGCAAUGCCCUCUUUUGGUAUAAAAUUAUUUUAUUCUAAAACUAGGUCUCAUUAUUUUCUUAAACAACAGCAUUUUGUAUAUAUGGAUUAUGUUUUAGCGUUUUAUACUGUCAACUUUGUAACGAACUUUUUAAAGAUUAAGUGAUUUUUCCUUUGGAGUUCCAGAUAAUAUUUUAUACAGAUUUUGCAAAAUGUAAUAAUAUUGAUACAGUAUUGCAACAAGGAUGAAAUUUAAGGCUACGAGACAAAGGGGUACGUGCAAAUAUCACUGUGUGGUUACAUUGUUAAUGUGGCUCGGUAGGUGCUUAGGCUUUCUUGGACAGACUUUAAGAAAGGAGCCCUUUGCUUCUCCUAGUAUUGUGUCACUUUUUUGAUACCCACUGUGCUAUUCUAAAAAUACUGUUGUAUCAUCCACUUUGUUUUAUUUUUGUUUCCUGGAACAAAGAACACUAUAAAUGUUUUACAAGAUUCACCGGACCCUUGAAUGUGGCUGCAGAUAUCUAAGUGAAAACCAACUUUAAUCUACUAAGCUGACUCAUUCUGUUUUCUUUCGUUUUUGAAGUCCAAUUGUCUAAAUACUCACAAAAGGAAAGUUUUUACAUCAAAAGAUUUCAACAUAAAGGUUAACACAGUCAGUUAAAUUUAUGCUCUUGCAUAACCCAGUGAAAGUUUCAAAGCAGGAGAACAUUUUUUUAUUCUAAUAACCGACAUGGAAUUUUGUGCUCAGCUUAGUUCACCAGACCUGGCUAGCAGCAGCUCCAGAAUAAUCUUAUGUCCUAUAUAAAUUCUCAGGAUGUUUUGGGGAGCAGAAAACACGUAGGGCAGGGGACCCACUUACCCAGGAAGUCACGGUUGCCACGCAUUCAUGUCCACAGUGUGCCACAUUUGAACUCAAAGUUUCUUUCAAGAGCGAGAACUCUAUUUGUUGGCAGAGGCUGUUCCGUUGAGAGGAAUGUUUACAGCACUUUUACAGAUGACAAAGCUAGUUUGGAAACAGAGAAAGGAGAGAAGGUUCACUCGUGUCCCUCGCUGCAAGACAUACCUGCCUGUGUCACGGUUCCCUUCCAGGCAGAAGCGAAUGCAGUCGUGAUCUUAACAGUGUUCUGACUCAUAUCCCAGGGCCCUGACAACUCCUUUGGUUUCCAGGUUCCAGGAUGCAGCAAGGCAAGUCACAUGAAGUAAUCAGAUUUGACAGUUAAAAUGGUAGGUGCAGGUGAAUAGAGACACUUCCAUGUUUCAGCCUAGCAGGUUGGCAGACGAUCGUCUUAAUGUAUGAAUAUGUUGCAGCCUGAGCAAGUUACCAUGACUUCCAAAGGGCUCCUACCUAAAAUCAGGGAGUAAUGCAUAUUUGAGCAGCCACUACGGUCCUGAGGGGCAUGAGAAAAGCUCAGAAGCAAUGUGGAUGUGACGGUAACACUUUCCUGUUAACAAGCUGGCCGCAAAGCUUCCCAAACUAUAUGUGUAAGCACAACUGAAGUGAAUUCGUUCUGUAUUGUCUUAAUUUGUUAUCUAAAGCAACAGACUAUGUGUUUUCAGAGAUGAGUCCUUUACUGUGAGGUUAAUAUUUAUUUUCUCUGUCUAUAUUAUAUAUAAAAAGUAAACUAAGCUGAAACUUUGCCUAGCUUUCUGGAAAGCGGGUUUUAGAUUGUAAAUAUCCUUUAGAGAUGCAGAUGGGUUGGCAAUACCAUACUCUGCACUCUAGUCUGUACCUAGGUCUUGGCUUUUUUUAUAUCAAAAAACCUAGUUACUUUAUGAUUACACAUCUUAAAAUUGUUUUCCUAAAACUGUCGCAGAGCCUACAUUCAGGGAACACUACAUUCUUCCUUUCCUUUUGUUUGUUUACCAGCAAACAGCUUUCCAGCACAUCUGUUCACACGGUGUGCACUUGAGAAAACUGGAAGGCAGGAAACAAUCUGAUUCCAAAGAACUACUAAAUUCUAUAAGUAAUCUUUAUGUUUCCCCGAAAAUAGGUAAAAGACAAAUUGUGGACACAAGCUAUGUAGUACAGAAGGAAAUAGUGACCAUUUUUUAAGUGAAUGUAAAAUUUUAUCAGUUACAUAUAUAUUUUAAUUACCUUCGAAUUAUAAAACGAAGUGCAAGACACGAGCAGGAGUGACACAUGUGCCUGCAUCUCUCCGGGUCUAUACCUCAUUGCUGUGGGAAGGUUUCCUGGGGUGCCAGAAGUGGUGCGGGUGGCCCUCAUUUUCAACCCGGAAGCUCGGCGGUGCCCUGAGGGGUACUGCUGUGCCUCGACACACAGCCAGCAAGCACUUCCAUGAAGCUACAUUUCCAGUAAACCUUUUAGGGUAUGAUUGGUCACCUUUGGUAAUCAAUUCUAUUGACUAAUUACAUCAAUUACCAACCCUCACCCAGUUUGAGCACUGCAAGAUUCAAGUAGGUAGAAAAGUAACCUUCAAACAACUUUGGAGACACAUCACUUAUUUUUAAAAAGUGACACUGUGACACCCUCUUGUGGGCUUACAAACAAUUGAGUAUAAUCGGGAAACACUUGUCUGAGGAAGUAAAAUGUCUUCUUGAGUGCGGAUGUGGGCCCUGGUGGAGUGAAUGGGUACCAUUUGUCUUGUGAAAUAGCGUUUCCUACCGCUAAGCCAUUGUCUUGUGCCAUUUAGGAGAGAAGAAAAGCAAUGCAGGCUUUGUUUUAGCUCAGUGUAUGACCAAAAGCAAUAUGUUUAUGAGAAAAUUUUUGACAUACUAAUUGUCUUAUGUCAUUUAAGCAUACCAUAGCAACUUGUUUAAUAUAUGUGAUUAAGUUUUACAAUUUCCAACCAAAUGUACUGUGCAUUUCUAUAAUUACGAGGGCCAUCUUACGGAAAUCAUUAAAAGAAAAACGGGACAAGCAUCACAGUAAUCGGUAUUAGCAAUUUCUUAAACACACUCAUCUGAUGUGAAUUUAAAAAGACCUGGCAGUCUUCUAAUGGAAGAUAGCCAGGGCAGAUAGUAGUCUAGGCAGUUGAUUUCCUUACAACAGAGUAACUGAGACUGUAUUUAUUUAUAAAGCAAAUUUUCUUAAUGAUGAAAGAGAUAGGCUGACAGAAAACCACUACAGGAAGAACCUUCCAAAGUAAAAUGUCGCUUUUUAAAUAGUUUGUCCUUCGUGUUUAAUAAUGUCAACUUUAUGUAAGGAAAAUUCUCCUGUUCCAAAUAAAGUUACAAUUUAAGAAAAA